Messenger RNA from Vitrella brassicaformis, 2413 nucleotides. NCBI's taxonomy places the organism in Eukaryota, Vitrellaceae. The record is from the annotation of a GenBank genome assembly.
GCCAACGAUACGAUUUGUGCGAGGCAGAGCUCUCACCCUACAAAUACAAAUGGCCGUUAACUGUACACACACACACACGCACAUACACAUAUACAGACAGAUACAGAUGUACGCGCAAGUCCACACACAUGACAUGGUCACUCACUCACUCAGCCGUCCGGCUUGGAGUCAGCCAACCAAGCAGCUGUGUGUAUUAUAUAGCUCACCACACACACACACGUAUGUCGAUAACGCACAUCCAUCCAGCCAGCCAGCCAGUCAGUCUCCUGAGGACCCCUCCCCACGGCUGCCUCUACGAUGGGGACGAAUUAUGCACAGACAGACACGUCAUGUACAGCACACCCCACAGCCUCACCCACUCACCCACCCCACCCAGGCCUCUCCUUCUUCGGUCGGUCAGGUGGGUGUGGUUGUGGGUCAGAUGGCCUUGUCUUUGGGCGGUGAAGAUGGUGAGGAUGCUUUCCUCACCCGGAAGACCGACAGGUACGCCUUCCGCUUCCGAGCCACACCCAACACCAACCGAUAAAACACCACACACGUCACCGCCAGCACGCCCAGCACACCAGCCGCCACCAAAAGCCUCUCGCGAUAUAACCGGGACUCAAACCUGACCACACACAGGGAGGGUAUGCAGCAAUAGGCGUGUGUGGUUUGGCAUUUGGGUGUGGAGUAGUGGUUGGUGUGCUGCCUGGCUGGCUGGCUGACCUCCUGACGAUGUGUAUGGCUUCAGCAAAGUAAGCGAGAGCGUUGAUGAGGGCCACGAUCUCGUUCCUCUCGAGAGACACAACUCGAUAGUCGGCCGCUGACGCCUGCACACAUACACAGGGACGGGGACCACACACACAUGCGGCCAGUCCACCCUGCUGUCUGUGUGUGUGUUGGUGUGUGUGGCUCUCUGACUGACCCUGAGUGCGAGGCUGAGUGCGGUCAUUUUGAGUCUGCCGUGCAGGCGGCACUUCUCGCACUCCACACAGUCGAGGAUCCUGGUAAUGUUGUGGAACUGACGAAGGGCCUCAGAGGACCUGACACGACACACACAGGCCAUCCAUACAAAUGGACGUACGUACGUACGUACACGAUUGAUUUGCGCUAGUUAGUCCUCUGGCUCACUGACUUCUUUUCGAAGAGUGGUUCGUCCAUGUAUUGCGGUCGGCAUGAUGCGAACGUAUGGUUGAGCAAGUGGAACAGGUCGGCACGCGCCUGCAGGUCCUCCGACUUGUUCCCUGCAAUGCACCAGACCAGACCACCACACCCCACACAUCGAAAUCGACAGGGCACAGCACACGUCGUGGAUGGGAUGGGAUGCAUCCCUCGGGGUCCGUCCGUCCGUCCGUCCCUACCUGUUUCACAAUGGCAUUCCUCGAGUAUUGGCGACACAUGGCACACAGUCCGCAGGAGGAUGGCCAAGGUGAAGUACAGGUUGGCUAUCCUGUCGUCAUACGGACCCAGCUUGGCCUUGUAGAACGACAUGCUGUAACUGUAGCGAGAACCAACACCACUCCCACCACCACCGCUCCCAUGGGUCUCGAUGGCGCCAUUGUGCCUCUCGGGUACGUGGUAGUACUCUGCUGACAGCGCUGCGAUGUUGCUGUGCAUGCCCGAUAUGAUGCGGUAGAAGUUCUCUUCAUCCAAACAGGUCUCGUCGCUCUCCAGGCAGUUCUCACGGUAGAUGAGGUACCAGAUGUGCCCCCCUGAGUAGGCCGUAUACGACGGCCGGUUCAGCGUCAGGUCGACGUAGGUGGCCUUGUGGGAGGCCUCCCCCGAUAUGAGCUGCGCGAACGCUUCUGGGGAUCCGGGCGGCGCCUCCCAGACCGAGCUGAGGUCGUACCUGUCGGUCUCCUUCCACGGUGUGAAUGAGAGGUCCUCACUGUGGCUGCGGUCGACGAAGUUCUCGACGGGCUUCAUCUGCCAUGGCUUGGGGAUGUCAUCCUCAUCGCACUCGCACACCGAGCAGCCCUGAGGAUUCUGACCUGUAGGUUGAUUGACACACAGCGGAGCCAUGGGGCGAGAGGGGUGGUGGUGGGUUCUUCUUUGGUGCGUCUGCGUACACAUGGCCUCCAUGGCGUAGAAGGGGCAUUCUUUGCUCAAGUCGGCCUUGAAGAUCCUGAACCACACACACACAGAGAUGCAGUGCAGACCAGCAGGCAGUCAGUUACGCCAUCCGACUGUUCCUUCACUGCCCUACUUGAAGAAUGUUUUGGCCUGCAAUCUCUGCAGUAUGGGUGUGAGCGUGAGGGCGUCCUGCUCUAUCUCCCCAGCCGAGGGGACGGAGGGGGGGAGCACCACUGACGCAGAGGAUGUCUGCAGCACGGUGGUGACGGUUACCGCACAGGUGACCCCACACCAGAGCAUUGCGGUGGACGACAGUGUCGAGCCCAUCUCAUUACCCAAGGACUUUGUUCGCCACGUUGCG